This is a messenger RNA of Paramuricea clavata, 468 nucleotides long. NCBI's taxonomy places the organism in Eukaryota, Metazoa, Cnidaria, Anthozoa, Malacalcyonacea, Plexauridae. The record is from the annotation of a GenBank genome assembly.
AUGGUAGACAAUUUACCAUUUCUGAACGAUAACAGUAUUCAACAUACUACUACCGUUCCAGGACAUCCUGCAACGAAUGGAUUGGCAGUUAGGUAUGUGGGUAAUUUAAAGAUAAACUAAAGAAAAUGGGGUAUUCAUGAGAGCCGUUCCAGACCAAACUAGACAGGUUUUUGCUUACGUACAGAGCUACCCCUACAGGGUUAGGAAAGUCACCAUCAGAGUUGCUAAUAAACAGGCAACCAAGGAUCCGAUUCAGUGCGUUUAGAGCGAAGCAAUCGAAAAAUGUCAAAAUAUUUCAAGAUAAUCUAGAUAAUAAACCAAAGUACAGUCAGUAUCAAGUAGUAUUUGCACGAAAUUUUGGCAAAGGAGCACGAUGGCUUCCAGGGGUUAUAACAAAGAUAAUUAGUCCUAGAAAUUGUGACGUGAAAGUGGGUGAUGUUAUGUGGAAACGACAUGAAGAACAAUUGC